This is a messenger RNA of Hemicordylus capensis (graceful crag lizard), 9502 nucleotides long. Its product is annotated as zinc finger protein RFP-like. The coding region runs from base 633 to 2054 and encodes 473 amino acids. Gene Ontology annotation, molecular function: zinc ion binding; protein binding. NCBI's taxonomy places the organism in Eukaryota, Metazoa, Chordata, Lepidosauria, Squamata, Cordylidae. The transcript is spliced from 7 exons. The record is from RefSeq and is a predicted model, not a curated record.
GCCCAGCCCACUUCCUUCUUUGGCCUUUUUAGAGCUUGGGGGCGAGGAAGAGGGGAUUAGAGCGGCUUUUUGCUCUGCAGUGGUUCUUCUGCUGUCGCUCGGCGAAGAGCAUCAUCAGAGGCGGGUGGAGUCAGGUUCCGAUCGCGGUCUGUUUCAACCAUGAUCGGAAUCUUUGAUUGGAAGAAGUCAGGAUCAAUAUGAGCCUUUUGUUGAGGGCAUUUCUCUGUGCUAGGAACUCAGUUUGCUUAACAUUCCUUCUUCCAAGGCAGGAACCCCUCCUGGUGCUUGUAAUCUGGUGGUAGGGAUUGCUAAUAGGGAAGUCUCCGAAGCCCAAUAAUCUGCAAUUCCCAGGAUUCAGGAGGAGAAGCUAUGAUGGGUACCGUGGGAGAAAUCGACACUCAUGCUGAACGGUAGCGACUUACUCUUAAUCAAUCUAUUCAUUCAAACAAGCCUCUGUCUCAACAAAUGGGCACAUAUUUUGUACGUGUGUGCUUUGCCGUGGGCGGAGUAUCCACUCUUCAGCAAACAGAGGGUUAGGUUUCUCAGCAGCUGGGAGCUCCGGUCCUCUCCGGCUCAGCCAAUCAACCAGAACUGCGAACUAAAUCGAUCCAGCGACUGGGUAUUGUGUUGCCAUGGAACACCCUGUCAAAAGCCUCCAUAAAGAAGCCACUUGCUCCGUUUGCCUGGAAUAUUUCCAAGACCCGGUCUCCAUCCCUUGUGGCCACAGCUUCUGCCGGGCAUGCAUCACCCAGUGCUGGAAGGAACGGAAUACAAAUUUCUCCUGUCCUCAGUGCAGAGAAGUUGCUUUGCAGAGAAAUUUCAGGCCCAACAGGGAGCUGGGGAAUGUCGUGGAAAUAACCAAGCGGCUGAGCGUACAUGCUUUGGAAGCGGCAGGAGGGGAAUUGGUUUGUGAGAAACAUCACGAAGCUCUGAAACUAUUUUGCAGUGAGGAAGAAAGUCUCAUCUGUUACAUCUGCAGGGAGUCCCGAGCUCACAGGAGUCACUCUGUAUUUCCCUUAGAGGAAGCUGCCCAGGAUUAUAAGGAAAAAAUCUGGAACCAGCUGCAGAGCUUGAAGGAUGAGAGAGAGAAACUUGUGGUAUUAAAGCUGGCUGGAGAGCAUAGACAUCAGGAAUAUCUGAGACAAACAGAAGCCGAGAGGCAGAAGACCGUGUUGGAAUUUGAGCAACUGCGCCACUUUCUGGAGGAACAGGAAAGACUCCUGCUGGCUCAGCUGAAUGAAAUGGAGAGAGAGAUGGUUAAGCACCAGAAGGAGCAUAACACCAAAUUUUCUGAUGAGAUUGUCUCUCUCAGUGACCUGAUUGAAAAGGUAGAAGAAAAGUAUGGCCAGCCAGACAGUGAAUUUCUGCAGGAUAUCAGAGGAACCUUGUGCAGGUUUGUUAAGGAGCCCUUUCAGCCACCAGAGGAGAUGCCAGUUAAAGUGGAAAAGAGACUAGAUGAAUUCUGUGAGAAAAAUACUGUUCUCGCAGAAAUCCUGAAGAAUCUCAGAGAUACUCUGCCGUCAGAACUGGGAACAGAAUGGGUCAAUGUAACUCUCGACCCAGACACAGCAAAUCCUCAAGUCGUCAUUUCUGCUGAUCGAAAAAGCGCAAGAUGGGAUGUCACCCGGACUGAUGUGGCACAUAAUCCGAAGCGAUUUAAGUCCUCUUGCUGUGUGCUGGGUUCUGAAGGAUUCAUGUCUGGGAGACAUUACUGGGAAGUCAAUGUGGAAGAUGGAGGCAUCUGGGCUAUAGGGGUAGCCAGAGGCUCGGUGAGGAGGAAGACAGAGCUCAAACUGAACCCAGAGGAAGGGAUCUGGGCCUUGCAAGGGGAUUUUGGUCAAUACCAGGCUCUCACUACCCCUGUGACACCCCUCUCCCUCAGUUGCACUCCCAGAAGGAUUCGGGUGUCUGUGGACUACAAAAGAGGGCAGGUGGCAUUUUUAAAUGCUGACACAAAGGAUUCAGUCUUCACUUUUUCAUCAGCCUCAUUUUCUGGAGAGAGAAUCUUCCCUUUUUUUAAGGUACUGCUUGCCCAGCUGACCCUUGAUGGCUGAGGCAUACCUACCCAAGAGCGCUUAAGCAGAUCACUCUCCCCUUUAACUUCUGCCAGGAAGGGUAAAGGGGAGGAUUAUAGCCUCCCUUCCUGUGCAUGCUUAUGAAUGAAUCGAGGGUUGUAAUUUGUUUUAGCAGUUGCAAUUGCAGAACCAAAUUCACUCCGGAUUUAAAUAAUACAGAUCAUAAGGGUGUGAUUUUGUGCAUGUAACAUUAAGCAUUGUUGAUGCCAAAGUAGUCAAAUAACUCGAGUAAAUCUAGUCAGCUUGGCUUCAGUCAAAUACCAGGUGUGUGUGAUGCAUAUGGCUAACUUUGCUAGGGGAGGGCAGGAUUAUCCAGACAAAUAAUAAGAGGAGGAUUCUUCCUAAAUUCUCUUUUUAUUGGCAAGUUCAAAAACUAAACGUAUGAAAAAAGACAUUGACAUGCUUGAAAAUGCUGCCAAAAUAUUUCACUUAAUGUAGGUUGUAAAGGUCACAUUGAAAUCUAUUGAAAAACAUUACAAAAGUCUCAGACCUGCUUCAAAGCAGGCUACAGUCGGUGUCAAACGAAUAAAAAAGUAAGCUUCCAAAGCAAAAAGUAGUCCCAAACUCUCCAGUAAAACCCAGGAGGAAAAGCUGCCAUUUUCAAAGUCUCUGUGUUAGCUUUCCGCUUAGCUGUCUGCAUAGUUGUGUUCUUUGUGACUUUCUGUGAAGUUCUGUAGAUUUCUGUGUAUGAUCCCAAACACACUCUGGCAAUUAGACAGUUUCCCCUGUUUGUUGCAGAUGAACUCACUUUAUUAUUUUGACUUGGGCCUCUUUGCUGAAGGCUGAAAAACAGCUCACUGUCCUAGAGAAGUAGAGAUAACACCCAGAACAGCUUCAAGCUGCAGAAAAGUCUUGCUGCGUUAUGAGAGUGGGGGAAAUCACCAAAAUGACUCUUCAUGUUGGAGAAUAUGGCCAAAACUGAUAGGUCUGUGCAAUUUCGGAUUUGGAAAAUCAGAUUUUAUCCCAAAUUGCCCUAGGGGAAUAGCUGGGGAGGGGGGCCUGUGUUCACCCCUCUCCCCGACAGUCCCUCAGAGUGAGGGAGAUAACGAAGAAAAGAGGGAAGGGUGGAACUGGAGGGCCUUCAGGAACUGGGGGCCCUGGUUUCUUUGAACCCAUAUAGCUACACCCCUAAAUUGCCCAUACUCAGAAAACAUCUGUAAAAUCGGAAUCAAUCUUUUAAAUUGGAUUGGUAAAGGAAUUAAUUCCAAAAUAUUGAAGUUAAUUUUGGAAAUACUUCAGAAUUUUGGAACUAGCAAAAUGCAGUAGGGUUUCCCCCAUAGCAGUGAAUGAGGAAACUGGUAAAAGAAAUCACCAGAAUUCACUGGUUGGUCCUAGAGCCUUGAAAAUUGCCAUGCAUGUGGAGAAGGAAGUCAGGGUCACCUGUAGUGAAUUUGAAGAGACGUGGUCAAUCCCCUGAUUUUGGGGAAAUUUUUGUUUAAAAUGUCUAAAAAUGAAAUCUGUAGGGCUAUGUUCGAAUUGGUUUGGCGCCUCCUUAAGGAAGCGCUGAACCAGUUCAGGUGCAGGCAGUUGAACCUGUUUGGUGUGGCGGGGGUCGCUUCCUUUAAAAAACAGGUAAGCAGGACCUUACCUGCUCCUCGGCUACCCCAUUGCUUUUCCGGGCGCAGUGCUUUCCUUGCAGCCCCCAGCAGCCUGCUUGUGGUGUUGACAUGCACAUGGCCAUCAUGCAUGUGUAGCCUGCUGGGAGCUGCACUGCAGCCACGUGUGGGCUUCUGAACAGUGAGCACCAUGCUCUGAAAAAUGGUGGGGCAGUGGUUGAGUCAAUAAGGUCCUGCUUUUUAAAGGAACCAACCCCUGCCCGAGCCGUGGCUGUUCAUGUACAUCCCUAGAAAUCUGGCUUGUUUCAAGCCAGAACUUUACAAAAACUUCUGAAACUGAAGACCCUCCUUGGACCAUCAUUCCACCAGCAUGUGGAGGAAUCUACCACUUGCCGACAUUUGCCAUGAAAAGUGGGCCUGUAUCCAGCCUAAAAGUUGGCGGGGGCGGGGAGAAUCACAAAUGGGGUGGUGGGCCAGGUUAUACAGCUUUUUAAAAACAACUUGCAGCCUGUUGCACUUAUAUUGAAAUAGUGCAAAAGUCAACAGAAAUUGUAAUUUUCUAAAUGUCAUUAAUAAAUUCAAUAAAAUGGUUAAAAUAGUAAGUGGGUUUCCUUAAGCAAUUGCAUCAGGAGUAUGCUUAUCAUUUUAUAACCAAUAAAAAUCCACAUAAACUAAACCCAGACUAAAAGCAUGGCUGCUUGCUGUGAUCAGGGAAGGCCGUGGCCUUGUCCAGCGCACUGUUCUGUGUUCCACAGGGAGCAGCCAGAUAGCAGCUAGGACACCCACAAGCAGGAGGGUUAUGGACUCCCUUCUCCUGCUGCCUUCCUCCCCUUCCACUUGCAUGCAGUGAAUGGUAUAUUGCCUCUGAAUGAAACAUUACUAAUGAGUAAGGAGAUAUUUGCCAAACAACGUGCCUUAGGCAAGUUGCAAAUUUUCAUAGAGAGAAGAGCUUCAGAUCAGAUUUCUAACGCCAGUGUUGCAGCUAGAGGGAUAGAGAAACUUGUGGGGGUGGGGGCAGACUGUCACUCAGGGAGAAUGGGAAACUUAUUGAGUUGGAUGGAAACCCCCUGCCUAUACUGUAGGCCUGAUGAAAAAUGGUAACAGCAUGCCCCCGCCCCUUAUAUUUAUGAAAUCUGGCACACCCAUGAAGUCCACUUUGGUGGGAUUGUCACCCAGGGUUCAAUAAAGUGGCUAAAAAUCAUGUUCCUUAAUGUGUUUGGUUUUUUCAAGCAGAGGAGUGGGGAAGCUUAAGAAAAAUACAAAAGUUUAAACUUUCUAUGCUUGUAGCUUGUGUUCCUUUAAAUCUAAAGAGAGAAGUCUGAACUGGACGGUUUCAGGAGAGGACACUUGAGUGCCAGAGGGUAAUGGUCAACCAAGGAGAAUCUAUCAAAUAGCCUCAUGCUUCUCCUCCAAUCACUGUGCUGUGGGGGCGGGACACAGAUCCCUUUAUUAUUCUUGUGCAAUGAAUUUUUGUGUUAACAAUUGUAGCUGGUGGUAGUACUGGUUUUUGGCCAUUGCUUUUUUGCUUGCUUGUUGGUUGCAGUUUGCUUUCUUCUUGUCUUGUCUGGUUAUUCUUUAGGGUCCUUGACUUCAGAUUGUCUGUGCUCUAUGUGUGUUUGCUUGCUUUAUUUUAUUACUGUAGAUUUAUCUGCCACUUCCAUUUCCCCCUGUAGCUUGCUUGUUUGUUUGCAGUCUCUCCUCAAUUCCCCCCUUCUUAUCACCCCCACCCUUUUAAAUUUUCUUUUAAAUAAUUUUUGCUCUGUUCCUUGUGUCUCUCUGUUGAGUAUUGUGUUGUGUGCUAGGCAAAACACAUUUUCAAAUCCAAAUAAAAUUAUUUUUAUUCCCUCCCUAUUCACUUUAGAUUCCCAGUUCCCUUCACUAGUCUGUGCAGCAAAGCACCACACAAAGUCCCCCUGAAUACUAUCCAUAUUUUCUUCUUGUUCCUGCCUUACCUUCAGUCCUACAAUAUUAUAUUUGAGUUUCAUAUAUUAUAUUGUGAAUUUUUAUUUUUAUCAGUGACUAAACAGUUUAUUGCCAUCAUGUAUAAGGCAACAGCGUCAGGUAGAGCUCAGGGCUGGGGCAGAGGAUGAGGCAGCAGUGUGGCUUCAGUAAACCCCCCACCCCAACUCAGGUGCAACCUGUUCACUCUGGUAAGGGAGUGGAGGGAUUGGGUGAAGGAAAGGAUGUGGCAGGCUCCUCUGGAUCUCAAGCUCAGCCUAUGCUGCCACCAGUGGCAGCUGAAGAGGCAUACGUUAGCCCAUCUCCCCCUAGCACUUCUGCAUGGGCAGGCGUGGAACUUGCUGGGAGUGGGCAACGUCUUCACCAUUCACCUUGAGCCCUCCUAGCCAGUACGGUGGUUCCUCUUUGAGGUGAAGGAGGUCCCUGCACCUGCUGCUCCUUCUGUCCUGCAGGAGCAACAAGCAUCUCCUUGUGGGCAGAAGAGACUCAGAGUAGUGUGGACCACCUCUUGGUGAUGUUUGUGGAGUCCACCUUUGUCUUGUGCCAGAGGCUGCAGGGAGUGUCCAUGGGCCAGGUCCCUCUUCCUUCUCAGGCUUCUCCAAGGCCACCUCUCUGAUGAAGCUGCAGGUGAGCAGAGUAAGCAAGUGACUCUUGGGUAGAGGGUUGGGUGGCAGUCCAAGGGCUGUUGAUAUCACCUGCUGCAUCAGAGAUAUGUUGGCCAUGGAUGACCAGCCCUUUGCGGUGGUGGAGCCGGUUUCAGACACCUCAUGCAGUACUAUGUGCCCUCAUGCACAGCUUUAAGCUGCUGAGUGGUGCCAUCCUUGUACCACACAUGGGUUGAGGCAAGUCUGUAGGAGGCAGGCCCGCUGAGUGCGAUCCACCUCACAUCUGACAUCAGGACAAGUUGAGGUAGAGAGCAUUCCUACCUCUCCCUGACUGCCCACUAGUGGCAAUAUGAUAGCACGGCUCCAGGACCCUGAUCAUCUUGGUUGCUCUCUUCUACACCUUUUCCAGUUCUACAAUGCCCUUCUUAAGAUAUGGUUGCCAGAACUGUAAUACUCCAAAUGUGGCCAGUCUAUAGUUUUGUAUAAGGGCAUUAUAAUAUUAGCAGUUUUAUUUUCAACCCCUUUCCUAAUGAUCACUAGUGUGGAAUUGACCUUUUUCAUAGUUGCUGCUCAUUGAGUCGACACUUUCAGUGAGCUGUCCACCACGACCCCAAGAUCCCGAUUCUGGUCAGCCACUGACAGCUCAGAUCCCAUCAGCGUAUACUUGAAGUUGGGGUUUUUCACCCAAAUGUGCAUUACUUUACACUUGUCAACACUGAACCGCAUUUGACAUUUUGUCACCCACUCACCCAGUUUGGAGAGAUCCUUUUGGAGCUCUUCACAAUCUGUUUUGGAUUUUACUACCCAAAAGAGUUUGGUAUCAUCUGCAAAUUGGGUCACCUCGUUGCUUACCCCUGCUUCUAGAUCAUUUAUGAAUAAAUGAAAAAGCACCGGCCCCAGUACAGAUCCCUGGCGGACCCCACUUCUUACUUCCCUCCAUUGUGAAAACUCUCCAUUUAUACCUACCCUCUGUUUCCUGUCUUUCAACCAGUUGCAAUCCACACAUGUACUUGUCCCCUUAUCCCAUGACCACUAAGUUUCCUCAGGAGUCUUUGAUGAGGAACUUUGUCAAAAGCUUUUUGGAAGUCCAGGUAUACUAUGUCAAAUAGAUCACUUGUUGAUAGUGUCAAAGAACUCCAAAAGGUUUAUGAGGCAAGAUUUACCUUUGCAGAAGCUGUGCUGGUUCUCUCCCAGCAGGGCCUGUUCUAUGUGCUUUAUCAUUUUAUCCUUGAGGAUGCUUUCCUUCAAUUUGCCUGAAAUGGACAUUAAGCUAACCGGCCUGUAAUUUCCUGGAUCGCCCCUGGAUCCCUUUUUGAAAAUCUGUGUUACAUUUGCUACUUUCUAGUCCUCUGGUACAGAGCCUGACUGAAGGGAUACGUUAUAUAUAUUUUGUAAGGAGGCUGGCAGUUUACCAUUUGAGUUCUUUGAGGACUCUUGGAUGGUGAUUUGCUAGUUUUCAGUUUUUCCAUACAGUUCAGAACAUCAUCUUGUCACUUCUAUCUGACUCCGUUCUUUAGCCUCCAUCCCUAAAAAGCCUGGUUCAGGAACAGGUGUAUGCUCAGUGUCCUCUGCCAUGAAGACUGACGCAAAGAACUCAUUUAGUUUCUCUCCAACCUCCAUAAUCCCUUUCACUCCCUCAUUGUCUAAUGGUCCAACCACCUCCCUGGCAGGUUUCCUGCUUCUGAUGUACUUAAAGAAGUUUUUGUUAUUCCCCUUGAUAUUUUUAGUUAAAUGUUCCUCAAACUCUUUUCACCUCCCUUAUUGUCACCUUGCAUUUCUUUUGCCAGAGUUGAUGUUCCUUUUUGUUCUCUUCAUUUGGACAGGCCUUCUAAUUCCGGAAGGAAGAUUUCUUCUUUAUGGCUUCCUUGACGUUACCUGUUAGCCAUGCUGACAUCUUCCUGGACUUAGUGGUACCUUUCCUCCUUUUGGAUAUACAAUCUAACUGGGCUUCUAGUAUUGUGGUUUUGAGUAAACUCCAUGCACUCUGGAGCGAAGUGACUCUCCUGAUUUUCCCUUUCAACUUUUUUUUCACCGUACUCCUCAUUUUGGAGAAGCUUCCUCUUCUGAAAUUCAAAGUGUCUGUGUUAGACUUCCUUGGUGAUUCUCUCCCCGCAUGUAUGCUGAAUUUGAUUGCGCUAUUGUCACUCUUCCCUAAGGGAUCUAUGACACUGACAUCACGCACCAGGUCCUGGGUGCCACUCAAGAUUAAGUCCAAGGUCACCUUCUCUCUGGUUGGUUCCAAGACCAACUGUUCUAGGACACAGUCAUUCAGCAUAUCUAGAAAUUUGACCAGUCAUUACCUGACUGGUCAUUUACCCAGUCUAUUUGUGGGUAAUUGAAGUCACCCAUUAUUACAGCCCUGCCUCUCCUUGAUGCCUCCCUGAUUUCCUUCUGCAACUCCCAGUCACUGUCAGUGUUUUGAUCCAUGGAAGGGGUCCAUUCUAAUGGAGCUUUUCCCUCUUCCUCAGAUAGGCCCCCUUGGCUCCUUUCCUUCUUCUUCCCCCACUCUUUGUGUCUUUGCUGCAGCAGAACUAUAUAGACUGGAGAGGAGCAUUCUUGGCAUGCCCUAUUUACUCACUCCUUUGCAAAUAAUAUUAUUCACCAGCAGCUUGCCACUGUCAGGGAGGUAGGAGGGGAGUGCAAAAAGGCUAUUUACCAGCAAGUGGGGGCCUCCUCAUGGUCCCAGAGAUAUAUAUGCUCCCCCCCCCCCACCAUUCAGUUAUAGCUACACUUCUGCUGUGUAUAUUAGCAGGUAGUCUUGAGACACAGUAUUACAACACCAUGGUUUUGAAUAAUUACUGAUUUUUGAAUAAUUUUCAGUGGGCUUUUAGAAAUGAAGUGAACUUUUCAAAGCAGUUGUCAGAAAAGAAAAAAGAACCAGCAGCUUUUGAAGGGCAAGUAAAAAAUUACCAAAAGUUGAGAGUUAUUUCACUACAGUGGGAAGGAAGAGACCUGAUAUCAGAAUAGUCAGUCUGGCUCACAGCAGCCACAGACAUCCACCUCUCCUUAUAGCAUAGGUCAUACAGAUGUGAAUGUGAUUACUAUGCAUGAGAAUGCUACAAAGCCUGAAAUCCCAACAGAAGAAAAUAAAUGCACAAAUUCUGAUAAUGAUCUCUGGACAGGACCGGUGCUACCAUUAGGCCAACUAGGCAGCCGCCUAGGGUGCAGACCUCAGAGGGGCCCAGAGUGUAUCAAAUCAAUCAAAAUGAUUUGUGUGCCAAAAUAUUUUCUUUUAUAUUUGAGAAAGAUAAUCAAAAACUGAUGUAUUACCUAUCCUUGCAAUUUAAAAUAAAUUUAGCAGUUUCAA